Plasmodium vivax (malaria parasite P. vivax) is the source of this 1152-nucleotide messenger RNA. RefSeq lists its product as hypothetical. The transcript is spliced from 7 exons. The record is from RefSeq and is a predicted model, not a curated record. The coding region runs from base 595 to 1152 and encodes 185 amino acids. NCBI's taxonomy places the organism in Eukaryota, Apicomplexa, Aconoidasida, Haemosporida, Plasmodiidae.
GCGCGGGAAAAAAGCAUACCAAGUUGGGAGCAAAGUUGGAAGAAAGUUUGACGCAAAGUUCGAUGCAAAGUUCGAUGCAAAGUUCGAUGCAAAGCUCGAUGCAAAGCUUGCUGCAAUUUGGAUGCAAAAGAGAGAGCGUCGACCAGCUGAGCUCGCAAAAAAAAUCGUGAAAAGCGCCGAACGAACGAAUAAUAAUAAGUCAACCCCCCUCCUCCAUGCAAGCAUGUAUUUAUAUGCCUACUUAUGCUUAUGUAUAUAUAUGUAUAUAUGUACGUAUGUAUACCCCACCAUCCGCUCGGCCUUCCCCUUCUGUGCCUUUGCCACAAACAGCAAGUACAAUUACUGCUCCUACAAAGUGCUACAGUUUGACUUCUUCUCCGACAUAUGCUAGCCCUGCCGCCGCUGCCGACCGGGUAGUAGGGCCAGUUUGAUGUGACUCCUAACGCGAAAGGCAAUGUUCGCGUCAGCGUCCACGUUAGCGCUAUAGUCAACCGUAUAGUCAACGUUACUGCAAACGUGAGUGCCUAUCGCUUAGCAGACUCGCUUCCUUCUUCUCACCUCCCCCCAAUUAACACCCACCUUUUAAAUGCCAAAAUGGAUCAAAUUCGCAACAGACUCGACCACUACCAACCUGACGACAAAACCAAAGCCUUUUGCAGGAAGUACAUUUUUUUUGUGACCUUUUACACUUUUUUUGUUUUAAUCCUGCUCAUCUACAGCUUCUUUUCGACCAAGCUCUCUAUCUAUGGGUGGCUGCUUUUCACAAACCUCUAUUUCUGCGUCUUCCCCAUUUUUUCCUUCAUCGGCAAAUCCUACAUCCCCUCCCUGCUGAGGUUCUACAAUUGGAUGCUUUUGGUUUCCAGCAUAAUUUCCAUUUAUAUAAUUAUCGAGGGCAUCUUCACCUACAGCGCGAAGGACCUCUCCCUGAUGAUCACCUAUGGCGUCCUAACGUGGGUCAACACGGCGCUCUGUUGGAAGGCAACCCAGAGCAUCUUUGACGGGGUGAGGACGCAGCAUAGCCUCCUGGACAGUCUAAAUCCAAAAUCGAAUGGCAAAAAGGGAAACAAUGAUGACAAUAAAAAAUGGGGACUGAAGAAAAAGUUCUUUGGAAAAGGAAAAACCACGAAGGAUUCCCAUUACGUGGAGGUCUGA